Tarenaya hassleriana is the source of this 2835-nucleotide messenger RNA. RefSeq lists its product as uncharacterized. Bases 352 to 2655 code for a protein of 767 amino acids. The record is from RefSeq and is a predicted model, not a curated record. NCBI's taxonomy places the organism in Eukaryota, Viridiplantae, Streptophyta, Magnoliopsida, Brassicales, Cleomaceae. Gene Ontology annotation, molecular function: protein binding; zinc ion binding. The transcript has 3 exons.
UUUCUGUCUUAUCUCCCGACAUUGGAAGAUCCACUCCCGUGUUGUUCUUCCUCUCGUAUUCGCAGCAAAUUCCCGUAUUUUUUUCCCUUCGUACAAGGCUACAAGCGGGAAACCUAUAAUUUUAUAUUUCUUUCGGUUUCGAUUUCAUUUACCAACAAAAAAAAAAUUCAAAUUAAACAAAUUUAAUUUAAUUAAAGGGAAACAAAUUCCUGUAUUUUCCUUCUCGACUGCAGGGUGCAUGUUGUUUUGCCUAUGACGGCUCUUGGCUCCUGCGCCGGUCCCUUCCCAGAACCUGACAAGGAAUUCUCAAUUGGGGAUUAGGGUUUGUUCGUAAUCUGUAAUUCCGUGGAAAUGGCGGGGAAACGGAUCAUAGCGAUAUGUAUGUCGGGCGGGGAAUUUCAGACGGAGAAGGGCGGUUCUCUGUCUUACAAGGGUGGAGAUGCUCAUGCCAUUGAUGUGGAUGACCAGAUGAGGUUCAAAGACUUUGUGUCGGAAAUUACAGAGAUGUUCAACUGCCAUGUCGGGACAGUGUCUUUGAAGUACUUCCUCCCGGGUAACAAGAAGACGCUGAUCUCGAUCUCAAACGACAAAGAUUUACAGCGGAUGAUCAAGUUCCACGGGAAUUCGGAUACUGCUGAUGUUUAUAUCAUAACAGAUGAAGCUGUUCCUGAUGUUUCAAACAUGCCAGGUAGCAGAUCGAGCAGAACAACGCUGUCUGAAGCCGUUCCUCCUCCGGACAUCAUGGAUGUCACGGCGGAACCAGUACUGGGACUGGACCUUCCCAUCUCGGAUGUCGGGAUGGAGCUAGUCACGAGCCGAGAUGCAGAUGUCCCGAUGGAUAUACCUCCUGAUAUGCUAUCGGUUAAUCCUGUCCCAAGUCCGAAAGGCGAAAAGCUCGUGGCCAAAGCGGCACAGCAGUGGCAGAACACAAUCACAGGGGUGGGACAGAGAUUCAACAGCGUCACGGAAUUCCGGGAAGCGCUUCGGAAGUACGCCAUCGCCAAUCUGUUUGCGUUUCGCUACAAAAAGAACGAUAGCCACCGAGUGACGGUCAAAUGCAAAGCCGAGGGCUGCCCAUGGAGGAUCCACGCAUCGCGGCUAUCAACGACUCAGCUUAUAUGUAUCAAGAAAAUGAAUCCUUCGCAUACGUGCGAAGGCUCGGGUGGGACUAACGGGCUUCAGGCGAGUCGGAGUUGGGUAGCGAGCAUUAUUAAGGAGAAGCUGAAGGUUUUCCCGAAUUACAGGCCGAAAGAUAUCGUCAACGACAUCAAACAAGAGUACGGAAUCCAACUAAAUUACUUUCAGGCGUGGCGCGGGAAAGAAAUUGCCAAAGAACAGCUCCAGGGUUCUUACAAAGACGGUUACAAACAACUGCCGAUGUUCUGCGAGAAGAUCAUGGAAACGAAUCCAGGCAGCCUUGCUACAUUCACGACGAAGGAAGAUUCGAGUUUUCACCGCCUCUUUGUCUCGUUUCACGCCUCGAUCUACGGUUUUCUUCAAGGGUGUCGGCCUCUAGUGUUUCUCGAAAGUUCACCGCUGAAAUCGAAGUAUCUGGGGACCUUGUUGACUGCAACUUCCGCUGACGGCGACGACGAAGUGUUUCCGCUCGCAUUCGGGGUUGUGGAUUCGGAGACGGAUGAUAACUGGCGCUGGUUCUUGCUUCAGCUGAAAUCUGCGCUUUCUGGGUCGUGUCCGAUUACGUUCGUGGCGGAUAGACAGAAGGGUCUACGUGAAUCGAUCCCUGAUGUUUUCGAGGCAUCGUUCCACGGGUAUUGCCUGCGUCACUUGACCGACGAGCUCAUCCGAGACUUGAAAGAGCCGUUUUCUCAUGAGGUAAAGCGAUUGAUCGUCGAGGAUUUUUACGCUGCGGCUUACGCUCCCAGACCCGACGAGUUCCAGAGACACGUGGAAAACAUCAAAGGUAUCUCGCCUGAAGCCUACGACUGGAUAUUGCGGAACAGCCAGCCCGAACAUUGGGCAAACGCAUAUUUCCUGGGGUCGAGGUACAACCACAUGACAUCAAACUCAGGCGAGCCGUUCUUCAGCUGGGCAUCGGAUGCGAACGACGCUCCGAUAACGCAGAUGGUAGAUGUGAUCCGGGGCAAAAUCAUGGAUCUGAUCCAGGUGAGGAGAAUAAACGCGGACUCGGCAGUCGGAAGACUGACGCAGUCCAUGGAGGAGAAGCUCGAGAAAGAGAACGUGAAGGCUCAGACGCUUCAGGUGGUGUUAUCGGCCGACAACGCGUUUCAUGUCCGAGGCGAAACGUAUGAGCUCGUGAACAUGGACCGAUGGGAAUGCAGCUGCAAAAUGUGGCAGAUGAGCGGAGUACCGUGUGCUCAUGCGCUUGCUGUCAUCGCCUGCAUCCGUCGCAGCCCUUACGAUUUCUGCUCCCGAUACUUCACCGUCGAGAACUACAGGCUUACGUAUUCGCAGUCGAUAAACCCGGUCCAGUCGUUAGACCUAGAGAUCCCGAGGGACAGCUCAGGGGGCGGAUCUGUGGUGACGGUGACGCCACCUCCAAUGAAGCGGCCGCCGGGACGGCCGGCGACGAAGAAGGCGGAGCAGGAGGUGAUGAAGAGGCAGCUGCAGUGUAGUAGGUGCAAGGGACUUGGCCACAACAAGUCCACUUGCAAAGAUUAUCUCUUAGAGUGCUGAUUUAGGUUCUUCACUUAAUCUCUAUGUUUAAUCCUCUGUGUGAAUUAGUUUUACUACUUUUUUUUUUUUUUAAUUUCUUCGGUUUGGUUUCAUCUGACAAUGAAAGUGAUGAUGAAUCUGUAAACACGAGAUAUCCACACGCUGUUUUCCUACCCGAAAAAUCAGGUUUGUAUUGAAAUC